AGAACUGAUAUCCCCGGUCGCCGGGUAGCUUUGAUACCCCUGCCCUUAUUUAAUGAGUCGACAAUUCCCACUUUGACAGUAUAGCAUAGUCCUCUCCUUCCGCGUUGCCUACCACUUUCCACUCAUCUCCUUCACCGCUUGAUCAUGGGAGUGACUAAACAGCUCGACAUAGUGUUAUUCGGUGACACAGCGGUGGGAAAGACGGCUCUUGUUCAGCAGUUCGUGAUGGGGGAAUUUCUAGCAGAUCAUAUACCUACCGUCACCACUGAUCAUUAUCAGAUACAAAAGAUUCAUGAUUCUGAUGUGAUCGACGUGCAUAUCUAUGACACUCACAAUCCAACCUCCCGGAGAGCCAAUGCAAUAAUAGGCGUUUUCAGCAUCGCUUCAAGAGAUUCCUUCCAAAAGCUUUGUGCGUUCUCGGAAUACUUUCGACAUAUUCGAGAACAUGGGGCGGUGGUGUGCUUAGUUGGGACUCAUGCGGAUGUCCAGCCAGCUCAAGUUUCGGAUAAGGAAAUUUGCAAGAUGGCUCGCCAUGUUGGAACGCGGGCUUUUCCGAUUUGCGUCCGGACUUCCAAAGAAGCUUUGAAGCCGUGGAAUUUUCUCUUGGACCAGUAUGUAAAGCCCAUCUCGGAACGAGCCAUUCCAACAGUCGAACCACCGGGAACACCCACCACGCCAAAAAACACCAUGAUUACGCCUACCUGUAAAGUAUGGGCAAAAUGGACGGGUUCACUUAGGAGUUGUCUCGGUAGACGGAAAAAGAGAAGCGGGAUUUGGUUCUGAUCGGACUGGAGGAGUUGGAAUCGUAUUGGAUCAUGGAUGGGUCGGAUACUGUAGUCAGGCCAAAUCAUCGUUUCUUCACCGAGCACAAGCCUGGUUUGAUCGCUUAGAAAAGGGCCAAAUAAUCUUGUGAAACUUGUCAAA
Molecule: messenger RNA, 924 nt
Organism: Exophiala oligosperma
Lineage: Eukaryota; Fungi; Ascomycota; Eurotiomycetes; Chaetothyriales; Herpotrichiellaceae
Exons: 2
Coding region: 145-783 (212 amino acids)
Biological process (GO): signal transduction
Cellular component (GO): plasma membrane
Molecular function (GO): GTPase activity; GDP binding; GTP binding
Source: RefSeq, a predicted model, not a curated record